AUGGUGAAACCUGAUUUAGUUGGUGAAGAAGAAAAAAGUGUUCAGAAUUUCACAGCCAUUUGGCUAGAUGAAAACUGCAGUAACAUGAAUGAUGUACAAACUCGUCUAGAUGGUAUAUUUAAUUACGUAAAAAUAUUUGAUGAUGCUGUGAACUGUUGUACUUACAUAAACAGUAUCAAAAUAGGAAAAAUGGUUAUUAUUGUAUCUGGCUCCAUUGGAAAAUAUUUUGUACCAUUAGUAUGCGCACCCUCACCCCCACGCUCACCUCUAUGUGGACGACUUCUAAUAGGUCAUAUUUACAUCUAUUGUGACGAGCAACAAGAAUAUAAAGAGUUGAUAGUGACAAAGUAUCCAAAAAUCUGUGGUAUUUUUGUUGAUAAAAAGAUCUUAUUUUCUAAAGUAAUUAACGAUAUGAAUAUCCAUGAAUCAAAUGACUAUACAAAUGAACAAACACUUAAUAUUAUCGAUGAUUCACCGUCUAUUAAAGUGUUUAAUUCAGAUAUAAAACAAAAUUCGAUUCGGAAUUUAAGUAAAGAAUCUGUUCAUUUUCUUAAACAUCAAUUACUCGUUGACAUUUUAUUAAAUAUGAUACAUGAAUCAUUUGCUCGAGACGACAUGAUAGAAUUUAGCCGAAAAUACUAUAGAGAAAAUGAAGCGGAAAAGAAAAAGGUUGAUGAAUAUCAGAUGGUUUAUAAUUCGGAUAAAGCGGUCGACUGGUAUACACUUUCGUCAUUCGUGCAUCGUUUAAUAAAUAAAACUUUUCGCACAGAAAAUAUCGAUCAUAUAUAUACGUUUCGUUCGUUUAUAACUGAUCUUCACAAUCAAAUUGUUCAAAUACGAGAUUCUCAUAAUGCAUCGAUACCAUCAGCUGUUUAUCGUGGAAAACGUCUACCACCUAGUGUAUUUCAAAGUUUAAUAGAUAAUGAAGGUGGAUUGAUUUCAAUAAACGGAUUUUUAUCAACAACUGUUCAACAAGAAGUCGCUUGUAUUUUUGCUGGAAGUGGUGAAACACUUUUGGGUUGGGAAUCAGUUAUAUUUGAAUUUCAUAUUGACACAAAUAUAGUAACGAAACCAUUUGCUAAUAUUAAAGACUUUAGUAACAUGAAAGACGAAGAGGAAAUCUUAUUUUCAAUAGGAACCAUCUGGCGUAUCAAGUCUGUUAGUAAAUCUGACACUGGUACAUGGCGUGUACAUUUAAGUUUAACUGGAGAAGAAACUGUAUCAUCGAUUGAGUUGUUAGAGUAUUUUAAGAAACAGAUUGAUAAAAAGGCAUGUACAUUAUUAACUUUUGGAAAUAUUUUAACUGAAAUGGGUGAGUAUGACAAAGCAGAAACAUAUUAUAGAAUUUUACUUGAAGAACCGUCGAUCGAUCACGAAUAUACAGCAACUAUUUAUAUUAAUAUUGGACGCCUUCGAUAUGAAAAAGAUGACCUUGAAAUUGCAUUAGAUUAUUUUAAAAAAGCAUUUGAGAUUAUAGAAAAACUACCAGAAUCAGCGAACGAUAUGAAAAUGAUUCCAUGUACAAAACGUUCUCGUCCAUUCUCAUUGGUAGAGAAACAACAAUGUAUAUUAAAGUGUUUGUCAGCCAAUGAUCAUCCAUCAUUUGCAAAAUGUAUUAACAAUAUUGGCGUUGUUUAUUACAUGAGAAAGGAUCCUGAAGGAGCACUUAAGUGUUAUGAACAAGCGCUGUUGCAGGAAUCGCGAUCUCUACUCGAUUCAUCAGCAAUUUAUAAUAACAUUGGAGUUGUGUACUACGACAAAGAGCGUUGCCAUGAGGCUAAACAUUACUUUCAACAAGCACUUGAGUUUGGAUUACAAGCAUUACCAGUGACACAUGUAUGGAUUGUAGAUUAUACAAAGAAUAUAGAAGCCGCGAUUAAGCAAAUGCCAAUACAAAAGUAUCUGUCAAUGUGA
This is a messenger RNA of Didymodactylos carnosus, 1914 nucleotides long. The record is from the annotation of a GenBank genome assembly. Lineage: Eukaryota; Metazoa; Rotifera; Eurotatoria; Philodinida; Philodinidae.